AUGAUGUUGAAGAAUCCACAGAAUACUUAUAGAACAUCCAUUAUUGUACCAGAUAUUUUUCUCCAACAAAUUUUAAAGCUAUUACAUCACGACGAUUCUCAAAAUAUUCAAAAAGUUUAUGUUUAUUCUAGUGAAAUCAGAAAGCAAAAUAAUGUUCAACAUAUUUUACCAUCGUACACAGAAUAUAGGCAGGUGCAGUUGGUAUUUACAUUAGAUGAAUUAAUAGAAACUUUGAAAAAGGAUACUAAUCUGAAUUUAAAAUGUCAACAACAGAAAAUGUUCAGUUUAGUGGAUAAACAAGAUUCAACUACGGGUGACAGCUUAAAUUGGUGGACUGGUUUAAUUCUUUUCUUAGUUCAUGCCGAUUAUCCAGAAAACUAUAUGCAAGAGAAAUUGAUUCAUGAACUGGAAAUUUAUUAUUUUGGCAACGAACAUCACACAAAAUUAUUAAAAGAAAUGAAACAAACGUAUACAGCUGGUCAAGCAAUUCAUUGGUAUACACGUCCAAACUUUACACUAUUUUCAAUACUGAAUAAAGCAAUGAGACAACACAAUAUUCAGGUAGCAUUUCUAUUUGGAUCAUAUUUAAAAGAUUUAUUUCUUCAACUGAAGCAGCUGCAUAGAUUAUACAUUGAUAAGCAAGAAGAGCAACAGCAGGAGCCUAUCCUUAGAGUUUAUCGUGGUCAAUUAAUGUCAAAAAGUGAAUUAAAAUCAUUGUCGCGGGCCUCAGCAAAUAUUAUGAUAACAACAAAUAGUUUUCUUUCUACAAGUAUGGAUCGACAGCUUUCAGAGAUAUUCAUAGAUACCACACAUCAUGAUGAUGACGAUGAACAUAAUGGUAUUCUAUUUGAAAUUGAAUUAAGAUCUGAUUCCGACCCAAAAUCACAGAUAUUUGCCAGUAUAAAACAUUUAAGCUGUGUUGAAGAUGAAAAUGAAGUUUUAUUUAUGAUUGGUACAUACUUCAACAUCAAAAAAGAGGAUGACAAUGUUGAUCUAAAUCAACCGUAUCGGAUGAUAAAAUUAACUUUAAAUGAUUAUAUAGAUAAAACUAAAUUUGAAAUACUAUCAUCAAAUAAUCAUGGUUUGAAUUUGAAACGUGAGAUUAGUAGACGUUUCAUGCAAGCAUCUUUCUAUAACGCAUCGAUUGAAGAAAUAAAUUUAACCUUUAUAAAUAUAUUACGAUUAUAUCCAAAUGAAGAAUUAUGUAUCGAGUGUUAUGAUAAAAUCAUUGUUAAAUUUGAAAGUAUUAACGAUGAUCGAAAUGAACAAGAGCAAUUUUUAAAAUAUGAUAAAGUUUACGGUAAAUGUGCCAAUUACUAUUUGGAUAAUCCAUUUAAUGAUACGAACUAUGGUGGAAAAGCACUUAACUAUCGUCAACGUGAAAUUAAAAUGCGAAUUUAUUGUCAGUUAGAAGAUGAUGAAUACACUGCCGUAUGCUGUUAUAAUAUUGCUUUAAUCUAUGAGAAAGAAUUAUCUGAUUAUGAUUCUGCUAUUGAAAAAUAUACAAAGGCACUAGAGAUAUUUUUAAAACAAGAUGCGCCAUAUCAUCAUUGGUUAUAUAGGAUUUAUGAACGUAUAGUUGACAUUUAUAUUGAACAGAAAGCUGAUUAUAUUUCUGCCUAUAUCAAUUAUAUUACAGUACAUAAAAACAAAUUACUGUACUGGACAGCAGAUGAUCACAGUGAUGAUAAAUGUAAUAAAAACUAUAAAUUGAAAGAAAUAUACACAAGUUUUGAAAAAUUUGCAAUGAUUUAUGAGUAUUUAAAAUUAUAUGAUCUAGCCGAAGAAAAUCUUCGAAUAGCGAUAACAUUUUAUGAACGAAAUACGCUGCGAUUUAUAAUGGAAACAGAUAAUCUUUGA
Messenger RNA from Didymodactylos carnosus, 1860 nucleotides. Lineage: Eukaryota; Metazoa; Rotifera; Eurotatoria; Philodinida; Philodinidae. The record is from the annotation of a GenBank genome assembly.